This is a messenger RNA of Prorocentrum cordatum, 303 nucleotides long. NCBI's taxonomy places the organism in Eukaryota, Dinophyceae, Prorocentrales, Prorocentraceae. The record is from the annotation of a GenBank genome assembly.
AUGGCCCGCUCCGCCCUCGCCACCGCCUGCGUGCUCGCGAUCCUGGCCUGCGCCGCCCGCCGCGGCGCCCGCGCCUUCGUGCCUGCGCCGUGGGCCCCCGCCCCGCCCGGCGGCGCGCUGGCGGCGGCCGGCGCGCUCGCUGCUGCCACGCACGGCGCUGAGGCCGCCGGCGCGCUCGCGCAGGGCGGCGAGGAUUUCUCGGGGGGCGCCGCGGAGUGCCCCUUGUACUGGGGCAUGGGCGCGUUUGGCAUAGUUUUCCUUUUUGUCCUGGACCUCUCUGGCCAGAUGCUGAGGCAUACGUGA